CUAGACUACUACGGCUCGCUGCCCGUCGGCCGGGAUGUCAACAUUACAGAAACACUGAAGCUGACGUCCAGAGACUUCCCCAGCGUCAGGACUUCGGACGCCAGAGAUCUUCGGACACUUCUGGGAGUGAUCAGACGACGAUACGGCAAUGUUUCCGUCAGUGUCACUGGCAAUGGCGCGUGGGACUCCAGUGGGGACGUCGCCGACAGUUUUAGAUCCAGCUUUAUAACAAGUCACCUGGACGAGGUUCUCAAAGGUAUCAUGGCGUAUAGUAUUUUAGAUAAUUUAUUUCUGAAUUAAAUUUCCUUAAGCUGAAACUGGAUAAUAAAUUUAUUCUUGAAAUUGAUAGAUCUUAUGAACAACAAAUAAAAAAAUUUUUUUUUAAAAAUUGGAGUUAAAGGAACAUAACAAUAUACAUUUCAGCUGUUCGAAUAGACGGAAGUAACGUCAAGGCUUACACGUAUCGUUCCCUGGCCGAUGGCUUUGAAUGGAGUUUAGGCUAUCAGGUCAAGUUCGGUCUCGUCAAGGUCAACUUUACGGAACCAGGCCAGCCCAGAAGCUUGAGGAAUUCUGCUCACGUUUUCCGUAAAAUAGCUCUAGACAAUGGCAUUCUCAGGGACACUGUCAAAUAA
This is a messenger RNA of Lymnaea stagnalis (great pond snail), 632 nucleotides long. NCBI's taxonomy places the organism in Eukaryota, Metazoa, Mollusca, Gastropoda, Lymnaeidae. The record is from the annotation of a GenBank genome assembly.